Messenger RNA from Acanthoscelides obtectus, 719 nucleotides. The record is from the annotation of a GenBank genome assembly. NCBI's taxonomy places the organism in Eukaryota, Metazoa, Arthropoda, Insecta, Coleoptera, Chrysomelidae.
CCAAAAUCCGCUAAUAUGCAUAAUAAUUAGACAUAAUAGGAAUUAUGCGUAAAUACUAAAACUGUCGGUUAGUAUGCAAAAUAACGGCGUGUAUCAGGAAUUAUCGAUAACUACUAAAAUCGUCAGUAAUUAUGCAAAGUAUCGCCAUAUUUUCAGUAAAUAUUGAUAAUAACUGACACACCAAUAGGAAUUAUGCAUAAUAUCUGCUGUGUAUAUUAGUGAUUAUACAUGUAACCUCACAAAAUACGACUGGUCGUGCCUUGAAGCGUGCGUUGAAGUUUGAGGUUAUGUUUUGAUUGUUUUGUUGUUGGAGUUUCUCAUCGCAAUGACUGCACUACCUAUUGAUAACAUUAAAUUUAAAUUUGUCGAUGAAGUUAAGAAGUUGAAGGGAAGAACAAACUCACGAUUGAACAUUUUAUUCAAGGAAGAAUAUGACGUGCUUUUAUUCGAGGUUAGGGAUGCUUCAUCAAAUAAUGGUCCCAAAACUCCAUUACAGUAUCGUAGACUUAAAAGGUUUGGAAUAGUUGAAGUAGAAUUACAUAUAUAUUAAAUGUUAUGUAGUAUACUUACUCGUAAUAUAUUUCUAUUUUAUCAUUAACUACACAGCAUUUGACGUUACUUAGUUAAUGACGUUACGUGAUAUUAUGCUCAAUCACUAACAUAAGAUAUUGGUAGCUUCAGUAUGUACGCAUAAUUUCUAAUUUGGACAGUGAAUAUGC